AUUACACACGGACUCCAGCGAUUUAGUAGGAUAUUAACGAGUUUUUCAGGGCGCAGUCUUAAAGCUAGGCUGAAAAUGUCAAAAUCACCCCCUCUAAAGGAUAUGGUACAUUCCAGGAUCUGUGAGUUUACAAACCUCUCACCUAACUGUUAGAUAUUUGUGAACGGUUCUUUUAACCCCAACUUGAGUUUAGUUUAUUGACUUUCAAGUUUCAUUUUUUGUCACCAGACGUAGAAUAUUUUCAAUACAUCUUUUUCUAUUACUUUUGACACUUACAGAAAUGACCUUUAUUUUUUAACCCGUUUAAGGUAAUACUGUAUAUAUUUCGAACAUCAAAUGUAAGACGCAAAUGUACUUUUCUUACAGUGUGGCACACUAGAGGAAAUAAUAUAACAGCAAUAAAAUAGAAUGAUGAUAAUUAAAUCGUUGUAUUAGGAUGACGUCAUCCUUUUGUUUAGGAUUAUUGCCAUGACAUAAUGUGUAGUGUUUGCUUGUCUCUUACCACAGAUGUGCUGUUCAAUAAAUUAAAACGUUUGCGGAUGUUGAUAUUCUAUUGAUAUUAUUCUUUUUUUUCCCUGACGUUUGAUACUAUUAUUCAAUAUGUUCUCGAUUCAUGACCCAAAAAACAUUUGCAAAGGAAGCACCUUUUCAUCUCUCCUUGACCUGAUGACUUAUUCCAAAAAAAGGUUAAGCAAAGGUGGCAUAAAGCUCAGAUUUGACUUUCCAAAGAGGCCCAUAUAGACAAACAAGUAUUCACGCUUUCAUUUUCACCUAUGGCCAAUUUAGAGCCUUCAGUGAACCAACUUGCAUGUUUUUGGAAUGUGGGAGGGAAGCUGAAGCAGAAUUUGUAUAUUAGUAAUUUAUACACUAUAAUUUAUGUUUACUAUUAUAUAUAGUUGAAUUAUGCUAACUAGUUUUGUUUGUCGAGAUAACUUGCGGUGGUCAGUGGAUUGGUUCGUCUCCCUCCAUCACCGCCUUUUCCGCAUUUUUGUCCAAUCAUCGACGAGCACUGGACCGGAAGUUUUGAACAAGCCUAAACGCGGGAAGUUGCUCAUAUUCUUCAACCGGUCGACAGUCAAGGUCGGUGUUAGAUUGAAAUAAGAUGAAGGUUGUAACUUGUGAGAUCGCCUGGCACAACAAGGAGCCAGUCUACAGUCUGGACUUCCAGCACAGCUCCGAUGGACGCACUCAUCGUUUGGCCACAGCUGGCGUGGACACCACGGUCAGGCUUUGGAGAGUCGACAUGGGCCCAGAUGGAAAGGCGGCGGUGGAGUUUCUGUCUAAUCUGGCCAGACACACAAAGGCUGUCAAUGUGGUCCGCUUUAGCCCCAGUGGAGAGCAUCUCGCCUCAGGAGGAGAUGAUGCAGCCAUUCUGCUGUGGAAGCUCAAUGACAGCAAAGAGCCUGAACAGGCACCCGUGUUCCAGGAGGAAGAAGAUGCUCAGCUAAACAAAGAGAGUUGGUCUGUCGUCAAGACAUUGAGGGGCCACAUUGAGGAUGUGUAUGACAUCUGCUGGACCCGCGAUGGAAACUGCAUGGUGUCCGGUUCUGUUGACAACACCGCUAUCAUGUGGGACAUCAACAAAGGACAGAAACUGUGCAUCCUGAAUGACCACAAGAGCUAUGUGCAGGGUGUGACGUGGGAUCCGCUGGGGCAAUAUGUUGCCACUCUCAGUUGUGACAGGGUAAUGCGCGUGUACAGCACUCAUACGAAGAAGAAAGCCUUCUGUGUAAGCAAAAUGAGCUCGGGCGCACCUGCAGACGGAGAGGUCAAGCAGCACCGCAUCUUCCACGAUGACAGUAUGAGGUCCUUCUUCCGACGUCUUUCCUUCACAGCAGAUGGCUCUUUUUUGCUUGCUCCAGCCGGGUGUGUUGAGGUCGGGGAAACCGUCACAAAUACUACCUACAUCUUUUCUAGGAAGAGCCUCAAAAGGCCAGUUGCCCACUUGCCAUGUCCAACUAAGGCCACGCUGGCUGUGCGGUGUUGUCCGGUCUACUAUGAGCUGAGAACCAAGAAGGCAGAAGACGGUUCGACCGAGCCCCUUCCCAGUCUAUUUAAGCUGCCGUACCGCAUGGUAUUUGCAGUGGCCUCCGAGGACUCCGUUUUCCUGUACGACACGCAGCAGGCACUCCCGUUUGGCCUGGUGUCCAACAUUCACUACCACACACUCAGCGACCUCACAUGGUCUCGAGAUGGUUCAUUCCUGGCAGUGUCCUCCACAGAUGGUUACUGCUCCUUUCUGUCCUUCUCUCCCGGGGAGCUGGGAACACCACUGAAGGAGCCUCCCACUCUGGAAGUCUUCACCCCUACCAGCGGUGCCGAGAAAAAGGGCAAAAAGACGCCAACAGCCCGGACCUCAUCUCCCGUGUCCCAGACUCCAAGCUCAGCUACUACGCCCACGUCCCACCUGACCUCAGGAAGAGACAACAGCAUCUCCUCUGUCAGGACCCCGGAUGAGCAGAAGACAAAGUCCAAGCCUCAGCCUCGAAAGAUCACCCUCAACACGCUAGAGGCCUGGGGGAAACCCACAACUCCAAAAAGCACGCCACCCUCUACCCCUCAGACACCGACGUCCGGAAGCACGAGCGCACCCUCAACUCCUCAACCCUGCGUCAACCCACUCACACCGAGCUCCUCGAAAAAGGUGUCCCGCCUCACCCCGCUAACUCCCACAACACCCAAAGUCCUCAACAGCACCAACUUGCCCACCACUCCUAAAGGUGCCAUGUCUUCUAAAGGACCCACUCCGAGGCGAGUUUCUUUGACUCCCGUUGGAUCGCAUACAGCCAGUUUGCUCUUCAGCUCUCCAGCAUCCACUGAGAAAGCUAAACAUGGACGCCCUUCUCCUCCCAGCGAUCCCCUCUGCCAGCCUCCGGAGUCCAAGCGGCCCAAGACCAACGACGAUGCCUCUGCGGCCAGCAGCGGCACUCAGCCUUAGUGGGACCAUGACAUUAGCGUGACUGUCGCAGUGACGUCAUGAUCAAAACAUCUUGUGUGUAAUAACGCAGUGCUAUUGGGAUUAAGAGGGUAACACGUUCACGGACGAUAUACUCAAAAUUGAUCACAAUGGCUUUGAGUAGGGAGUUUUGAAUGAUUAUUAGCUGCUGCGUGUCUUAAAUUAGCAUGUAACAUUUUGAUCUUAAAAUUCUUAAUACUGUAAGAAAAAACCUAUUACAGCAGAGUAAUAAAUAAGCACUUGAAGGAUUAGUGCUGUGUGAAUUUUGAAUAUAUUUCCUGUGUCUUAAUUUGUUGAUCGUCUUUGGCAUGUCUGAUUUGAACUCUCAAAAUGAAAUGUAAAAGUUUUUUUUUUUCCUCCACCCUGUUAAUAAAAGAGGUCUCCUCAUCUCAUUAAGAACAAAACGGAAACUAA
This is a messenger RNA of Phyllopteryx taeniolatus (common seadragon), 3370 nucleotides long. RefSeq names its product chromatin assembly factor 1, subunit B (gene chaf1b). NCBI's taxonomy places the organism in Eukaryota, Metazoa, Chordata, Actinopteri, Syngnathiformes, Syngnathidae. Bases 1103 to 2938 code for a protein of 611 amino acids. Gene Ontology annotation, cellular component: CAF-1 complex; nucleus. Gene Ontology annotation, molecular function: protein binding. The record is from RefSeq and is a predicted model, not a curated record. The transcript is spliced from 14 exons. Gene Ontology annotation, biological process: nucleosome assembly; DNA replication-dependent chromatin assembly.